This is a messenger RNA of Trametes versicolor FP-101664 SS1, 624 nucleotides long. RefSeq lists its product as uncharacterized. NCBI's taxonomy places the organism in Eukaryota, Fungi, Basidiomycota, Agaricomycetes, Polyporales, Polyporaceae. The transcript has a single exon. Gene Ontology annotation, molecular function: nucleic acid binding. The record is from RefSeq and is a predicted model, not a curated record. The annotation marks the transcript as partial.
GCUGCACGCCUCGAUGGCACGUCGUUCUCCGGGCGCACCCUGCGCGCGUCAUUCCAGACCCCUUCCUUCAACCAGCGCACAUCAUUCUCUGUCGAAAUCAAGGGCCUCCCGCUGGACGCCUCCUCCAUAAACGUCAAGCGUUUCUGCCAUGCGAGCUCAGUGACGAUGGGCCGCCCGAGCUUCAUCGUGGACGCCGCGCUCAGGGAGCUGCGCACCAUGCUCACGCGGCACGGCGCGCUCGAGGCGUUCGAUUUCGUCCCCCCGGACCCCCGUGCGCCCAAGCCCAAGCCCAAGCUCGUCGUGUUUGUGCAGUUCGCGGACGCGGACGCUGCUUCCCGCGCCGUCGCAGCCCUCCACAGCUCUCAUCAGCGGUUCCUCCGCGGCAGCCCUAUCUUCCUCGAGCUCAUCCACUCCGUCAAGUAUAUGCUCCCGCGCGCCCAGUUCGGCGCGCUCCGUGCGGAGAUCGAUGCGCUUCGCGACGCACUCGAGACGUGCAAGCUGCGCUAUCAUGACCGGGACGAGCACGGGGCGGCCGUGGAGCGCGUGUGCGUCCGCGCGUACGGGCCCGACGCGCAGGCGCUUGGAAGACUCAAGAAGGAGCUCGAGGAUAUGUUAAGGGGGGAC